Messenger RNA from Nothobranchius furzeri (turquoise killifish), 2370 nucleotides. RefSeq names its product kelch repeat and BTB (POZ) domain containing 3 (gene kbtbd3). Gene Ontology annotation, molecular function: protein binding. The record is from RefSeq and is a predicted model, not a curated record. NCBI's taxonomy places the organism in Eukaryota, Metazoa, Chordata, Actinopteri, Cyprinodontiformes, Nothobranchiidae.
AAGAUGUCUGACAUCGCUUGGAUGCUGACCUAGGUCGGACUUCACUAUAGGCUAAUGUUUCAACCGUAUAUAUGUCGAUGGUUUAGGUUUUAUCAUACGCUCUCAUAAAAAGAGAACUACAGUUCCCAGGCGCCUUUGCGCUCCCGUCCCUCAAGCUGCACACUAGCAUACAGCUAGACCGUUGUAGCUAUGACAAGUGUGUUAUAAUUGUCGCUUGAACAAAAUAAGUUUCAAUUUAAAUUAUGUAAGAAGCCAAAGACCUGACAAGAAAAAACCCAAAACAAAAAGCUGCGCGAGUUAUCGCGUUAUUUUACGUUUCCGGAGGUUAGAACGAAACGUGACAGGAGCUAUCCGAGGUGCUGAACCCGUUUUGGCAAUAUGGAUGAGUAUCCAGAGUCACUUGCCAGUUUGACUACCUCCCACAACCCCAGCAGCUCCAGCCCUCCCAGAGGUCAAACUGUUAGUGCACCACAGGACAACGGGCUCCCAGAGAGACGGACACUGCUUCGUGUGUCAGAGACCCAUGGACUGCAGCUUCUGUGUGUGCUCAGGUCCUUCAGAGAACGAGGCUUGUUGUUUGAUUUCAUCAUCAGGGUACAGGAACAAAGUUUCCCCUGUCAUCGCUGUGUUCUUGCAGCAUGCAGUGAUUUCUUUAGGGCCAUGUUUGAGGUAGAUAUGCGAGAGUGUGGUGAUGGAUCAGUAACUCUGCAUCAGUGUCCAGUGGCUGUGGCUUCUUUCCUGGACUUUGCCUACUCUGGAGAGACUCUCAUCAAUGAUGGGAAUGUGGACAUGCUGUUUCAGAUUUCCUCUUUUCUGCAGGUCUCCAUCCUGUCCAGAGCAUGCAGUGACUUUCUGAUAGGAUCCAUGGAUCUCUCUAACUGUCUUUCCCUGUUGUCUCUGGGAGAGGCGUAUGGCUCCGCUUCUCUUCUGCACAAUGCCAACGAGUUUGUGGUUCAGAACUUUUAUGACCUUUCCAAAACCCAGGAGUUCCUAGAUAUGCAGAAAAACAUCUUAGAGGCCUGCCUGAAGUCAGACGCCCUGAAUGUGCCCAGUGAAGAGGCUGUUAUAAUGGCGCUUCUCAGAUGGAUUCGCCAUGAUCUGCCUGGAAGACAGAAACUGCUACCAGGACUGAUGUCCCUGACACGACUGCAUCACCUGCCUGCAGCUUUGCUGAAGGCUUUGCGAGAUUCAAACGCUCUGCUCUGCAGUGACGAGUCCUGUCUCUCACUUCUGUCGGGAGCCCUGAGCAGACAGACUCAGUAUGAAGGUCUGCUUGCUGACGCUAGGCCUGCCACCACUCAGAGCUACAUCUACAUCCACAAGACAGAGGAGCGUGGUGAGGUCAGUCACACUCUCUGCUACUGUCUGGAGACAGACCAGUGGAAAGAUCUGCGAACAGAGAUUGGAUUUGAGACAGCCUCGAUGCCAGAUCUUCCUGGGUCCUACCUAACCAGCUAUGCUGAAAAGAUGUUUGUCACAGGUGGUUGUCGGGGAAAUUGUUGCCGGGCAGUUCGCCUACAUGUUGCAGAACCAUACCACAAUGCCAUCGACGAGGUUUGGUGUUUUUGUCCCGUGACUUUAACCUGCACACCUGCACCACCCAUGCUGAAGCCCAGAACCAUGCACACGGCCGUCACCUGCUUAGACCGGGUCUAUGUCAUUGGAGGGAGGACCAGGGGGUCCAGAGGGGAGGCCCCGAGUCUUUUGGAGGUGGAGUAUUACAACCCUCUGACUCAGGCCUGGUCUUCUGUCAGCCCUCUGCCUACUGCCAUCUUUUACCCAGAGGCCAGUGCUUGUGGCGGUAUUAUUUAUGCGCUAGGCUCUGAGGUGGAGAUCACAGACUCCUUUAACCCCUCGCUCGACUGUUUCUUUCGCUACGAUGCUCAGCAGGACCAGUGGAGCCGGCUAGUGGCAGAGUUUGGACAGUUCUUCCACGCUACGUUGGUCAAAGCUGUGUCGAUAAAUAAUACACUGCACCUCUGUGACCUGUCCACUUAUAAGGUGUACAGUUUUUGCCCAGAGACGGGUGUAUGGAAAGGUGAAGGGUCAUUUGAAUGUGCGGGCUUCAAUGCAGGAGCCAUCGGUUUGAGAGACAGAAUCUACAUUCUGGGUGGAGACUACUCACCAGAUGAAAUCACAGAUGAGGUUCAGGUGUACUACAGUGGGAGGAGUCAGUGGGAGGAAAUGUCGCCCAUGCCCAGAGCACUCACUGAGUUCCACUGUCAGCUCAUCAGCUUCAACAGAUACAGAGACCCGUGGGGUGACACGGAGGGAUAGACAAAACAGAAUGCUGAAGCGGCACAAGUCUUCACUGACUUGCCGCGGUGGAGAGCUAACGCUAACAAUCACAGCUCUAACAACAUGCCUGCU